AUGGCGGGUGGGUUAUCGACAUCGGGACGUCCAGGAGCAGAAAUAGCCAAGGCAUGGUUUACCUUCCUCGUCGUUUCGCUGGCAGCAAAGCUCGUGGGCCCUUACUUUCCUCGCAUUGGUUUUCCUCUCAUUACAGCAUACCUCGUGACAGGUAUGAUCGCAGGCCCAUACUUGUUAGAGAUUGUGAAGGAGCCGGACGUCAAGGACCUUCACUACAUCAAUAUGGUUGCCCUUGCCUACAUCACAACAUCAGCAGGAGCAGAACUUCACAUUCAGGAGCUGAAGCCAUUGAUCAAGGCUUUGCUCGUACAAACGAUAGCAAUUUCUAUCAUCACGUUCGCGAUUGAAACCGUCUUGGUUGGACUUCUUUCCAGCACGUCUCUUCUUGCAUGGAUCAAUCCUUACCCCUCUGAGUGCAGAUGGGCUGUGGCUACCAUCUUGGCAUCAAUCUGCAUUGCAAGGAGUCCGGCAACAGCAAUUGCCAUCAUCAAAGAGAUGCGUUGUAAGGGCAGAUUGACCUCUACCAUGUUAGGCAUCACGGUACUGUCAGACGUUUUCGUUUUGAUCAGUGUUUCUAUCACCACGUCAUUGGGAACUUCCUCGUGCAAGGGAAUGCCAUUUCAAGGUGCUUCUUUGGGUAUAGUGAUAGCGAUGAUCGUGGUUUCGAUAUUGAUCGGGAUUAUCAUUGGCUACUUGUUUAUGGGCUUGAUGAUGUUCAGCAGAUUUGAGAUGAACGCUCUGAUCUUUCCUCUGGGCUUUUUGGUCUUUCUUGGAAGCAGCAUCUUCACAACUGAAAUCUCAGAGCUCGUGCCGGAAGAGAAGAAGAUGCAUCUUGAACCUCUCUUGAUGUGCAUCGUCGGAGGUUUCAUUUGCGUCAACUUCAGCUCCUUUCAUCAUCGUUUCUGCCACGCUCUUCAAGUAGCUGCACCUUACAUCUUUGUACCUUUCUUCACCCUCGUCGGUGCCAGUCUGGACCUCAAGACGUUUGUAGCGUCCAUCGGCUUUGCGCUGGUUGUCUCGAUUGUACGAGCGAUGUGUAUCUUCGCAGCGACGUCUUCUUCUGGCUGGCUUGUGGGACAAUCCAAGGCCAUAAAUCUCACCAUAUGGAUGACGCUGAUAUCGCAAGCUGGGUUUGAACUUGGAAUCGCCUCUGAGAUCGCAGAGAAGUUCGAAGGUUGGGGCAGAAAGUUUCAAGCGGUGAUUAUUUCCGUGGUCGUUAUCAAUCAGUUGGCCGGAGCUGUGCUCUGUAAGCUUGCAUUUCGAUGGUCUGGAGAAGCAGGGAAAGCAACCGGAAAUGAGGCCCACGAGGAGGCUGAAGCUGAUCCGCAUGCCGUGCACACAGCAGAUAAAUACAAGGCUCUGAUUCUCGGAUGCACUCCUUCGUCUAAGGCUCUUUCAAUGAAUCUGCUGCGCAAGAGCUGGGGCGUUGUUAUGUUGGCUUCUAGUGAAGACGAAGUUGAAGAAGUCAACAAAGGGAUCUGCGAAUGGGCGGUAAGAGGCUCUUGA
Messenger RNA from Guillardia theta CCMP2712, 1506 nucleotides. RefSeq lists its product as hypothetical. Gene Ontology annotation, molecular function: antiporter activity. Gene Ontology annotation, biological process: proton transmembrane transport. The record is from RefSeq and is a predicted model, not a curated record. Gene Ontology annotation, cellular component: membrane. The transcript has a single exon. Lineage: Eukaryota; Cryptophyceae; Pyrenomonadales; Geminigeraceae. The coding region runs from base 1 to 1506 and encodes 501 amino acids.